Messenger RNA from Carcharodon carcharias (great white shark), 1528 nucleotides. It is a transcript of the gene haus4, whose product is annotated as HAUS augmin-like complex, subunit 4. Gene Ontology annotation, molecular function: microtubule minus-end binding. Gene Ontology annotation, biological process: spindle assembly; centrosome cycle. NCBI's taxonomy places the organism in Eukaryota, Metazoa, Chordata, Chondrichthyes, Lamniformes, Lamnidae. Gene Ontology annotation, cellular component: HAUS complex. The transcript is spliced from 9 exons. The record is from RefSeq and is a predicted model, not a curated record. Bases 183 to 1337 code for a protein of 384 amino acids.
GCCCGGCCCAUAAUGCAGCGGGCUCGCCCUAGUCCUCCCAGUUUCCUAGCCCGGCCCAUAAUGCAGCGGGCUGCCACCGGUCCUCCCAGGGAGUCCUCCGAGGAGCGCGGGCCUUCCCGACGAGCUGUGCGCGCGGAUUGAAAGCGGCCGGUUUGUUUUGUCUUGGCCGAGUCCCCGGGAGGAUGGAGUCCGCGGCACCGACACCCCGAGGAUCGCAGCCCGAGGCCGAGCCCGAGGCCGGAGGCGGCGUCGGCGGCGUCGGCGGCCCCGCCAUCGAACAGCUGAGCCGGGCGGUGAAUUACCGCCUGCCGGACCUGAACUUGGGCUCCAGGGAGCUGGCGCUGAAUCCCAAAUUCACCAAGAUGCUGCUGCUCUUGACCGAGCACUUGGACAGGACAGGCCUGAGCCUCACGGUCAAGAGGGACCUGGAGAAGGCGAGCAGCGAACUGCGGAACCAGAAGCGGGAGUGGCUGAGCGCGGAGGCCCUGCUGCGGGUCCUGGACGAGAUGCCAAUGGAGCACCACGUGAAGCGGUGGGAGAGCGGCUCCGGGCACGGGGAUCGACAGUUCUUUGAGACGCUGGAGAAGUGCCUGGUGCUGGGAAGGUGCUGCAGACGGCUGGACACCCGGGAGACGGUGCGGGGAGACGGUGGGCCGCCCCUCCUGGACCUGCGGACGCACCACCUCCAGGAGCUGCUGCCUGAGCCUCAGCAACUGCAGGCAAUGAGACAAAGGCUGGUGCCCGAGGUAGAGAAGCGGCUCAGAGAGCGGAGUUUCACUGUCCUCUGCUACUAUCAACCAGAGUAUGAGAGUAACAGUGAAGUGUUGAAGACGGCCAAGAGCGGGUCAAUGGCCGGGAUGUUCAAGGCUGAUAAACAGAGACUGGAGGAAGCAAGAGACAGGAACCGGGGGAAUCAGGUCACCAUCACCAACCAGACCAUCGCCUACCUCACAAUACUGUCCCGCUGUUUUGAGAUGCUGCGGGAGUUGAUCGACAAGCACCGAAUCAGCUCCCAGCCUGAGCUCGAUACCCAGCUCCAGGAGUACCUGCGGCUGAAGAGCAGAGCCAUGUUCGUCAAACUGGGGCUCAUGAAACUCGAGCUUCGGCACCAACUGUUCAACCAGGAUACAGUGGAUGCUCAUAACUCCAUCAGGGCCCUGCUACUGGAGGAGCUGGAGGGGGAGCAGCAGAGCGCCGAGUCCCUCCGCCGGACGCUGAGCCUGUACCAGAUGCUGGGCGCGGAGUUCGAGGGGCUGGUCUCCGAGUACGGGCACCUCCGACAGCUGCUGGAGAACAAGAAGUGGGCCCUGGAGGAGUUUAGCAAGUCCCAGAGCUAGCGCCGAGGGGACAGGGUCCCCCCUCCCGCCCGGGUCUGUGGGAGAGAUGGGGUGGGGCCAUUGGCGCAAGGACACACGUUCUUCCUCGUUCCCUCCCACCGUCCGUCUGGAUCCCAGAACCUACAGGAGGAGCAAAGUUUUGGAAUGUGGGCAGGAGGAGGGUUCGUCUGGGCCCCAUGGGAAGGGAAGGG